AUGGACAGGAGCAGAAGGUCAGCGCAGCACUGCUGGAGGCAGCUGAGAGCAGAGAGGAUACGGCGUCAGAGGGGCACCGCUGGCACGGAGGUUCUGAGGAUGCUUGGCGUGGCUCUCAGCGUUGCGGUGCUGCUGGCACUUGCAGGUUGUGGGGCGGAAGGCUUGGUCCCCCAGGACUGCAUCGUCAAUGCUGAGGAGCGUGCCCGCAUGCUGGGGAUACUGCAGCUCUCAGCUAUGGACAGUGGACUGCCCAAUCCCAGUGUGCUGCUGGCCCUCAACCUGGCUGGGGACAGCAGCAAGGCCCAGCAGGAAUUGCUCGAGCGGAUCAAGGAGACAGCAGUGAAGCAAGCAAAUGACAUGUCCUCAGGCCAGGUGGCCCUGUACACGCUGGCCCUGCUCUCUUCCUGCUGUGAUCUGAGACAUGUGGAGGCACAUGGGCAGAGCGUUGACCUGAUCAGUAUCCUUCAGGAGAAGAUGGACGAGGAGGUGGCACACUGGGAGGAGGAAGGCAUCCCGCUGAGCACACUGUUCAGUGUGGGGCUGGAUGCACAAGCGCUGUGUGUGAUGGGAGCAAGUGGCUACCAGAGCGCUGUCACCAUCCUGGCCAAGCAGCUGCGGAGUUCCCAGGACAAGCUCUCUGUGGACGAGCAGGCCAUGAUGGCACUGCCACUGGUGUGUGCCUAUAACCGGAAUGAGCUCCAGAGUAUGCAGGACCUGCUGAACUCAACGCUGUCAAAAGUGACCAACGAAUUCCUUGAAAAUCAGAAUAAAGGAAAUGGCUUCAUUGGGAACAUCUACAGCACAGGUCUGGCCAUGCAGCUGCUGCUGGCUGCAGGCAAGUUCUAUGCCCCGCAGAAGUGGGACUGCACCCAGCCCGUGGCUGCCAUCACCGAACACCACCUGCAGCAGCCUAUGGCCAUUGCUCAGGCACUGCCAGCCCUGGUGGGCAAAACCUACCUGGAUUCUGCCAGUCUGGACUGCAGCUCUGAAGCAUCCAAAACGACUAGCCUGCAGCUGGACCCAAACCCGAGCCAGGGCAUGGAAGCUCAGGAAGUGGGAUCCACCAUCACAGUGAAGUACACCAUCACCAACAACUUGGUUGGACAGUUCUUCACCUAUACCACCACAGUGGAUGUCCCACAUGGCUCCGUGCUCCUGGUCGUGCUGGAGCAGGCAGAGAAGUCCGACAAAACCAUCUUUGGCUUUAAGACAGAACCAACAUCCUGGGGCCCAAUGGUGGUGUCCAUCCACGGGCUGGCUGCCAGUGAGACUGAGAGGACCUACUGGCAGUUCUUAAGUGGCAGUGACGCGCUGCAGGAAGGGGUUGGCACAUACGAGCCGCACGACGGGGAGCACAUCCAGGCUGUCUUCAGCACCUACUGAUGGUACCGGGGGAGAAACAGCCCUGCUGGGCCCUACAACGUGGCAAUAAAGAGUCAUUUGCA
Lagopus leucura (white-tailed ptarmigan) is the source of this 1445-nucleotide messenger RNA. RefSeq names its product cobalamin binding intrinsic factor (gene CBLIF). Gene Ontology annotation, biological process: cobalamin transport. The transcript has 9 exons. Lineage: Eukaryota; Metazoa; Chordata; Aves; Galliformes; Phasianidae. The record is from RefSeq and is a predicted model, not a curated record. The coding region runs from base 1 to 1383 and encodes 460 amino acids. Gene Ontology annotation, molecular function: cobalamin binding.